AUGGACGACCAGGAAUCGUUUCAAACCACCAUAGAUCGGGUGGUAUCCGAGGUGCCGUCGGUGUCGGUCUCUACAGUAUUUAACCCGCCGUCGUUGACCAGUGCUGCAGAUGAGUUCCCGCAGGCAAAGCCCUCCAUCAACCGGCACGACGCGCUGUGGGCCACCAUGGGUGCUCUGCAAGACGACAUUGAGCUGGCGCAGGAAGUGCUGAAAAACAAGGCGUUUCUCGGUCCGCUCAGAGCAGAGCAUGUGCAGCGGAUCAAAAAGGCCCAGAUCGAGUUCGCCCAGCGCAUGUCGAAGGAGGAAACGUCGCUAGGCAUGAACCACUAUCGAGAGAUAUGGACCAACUCCAAUUCCGACAAAUUGAGGUCAAGACUGUUCGACGACCCUUACUUUGACCUGCUCAAUGACCAGGUGAAAAAAACCGAAGUUGCCUUGGAGCAACUGGCCGGCCUGCUGGACAUGGAAACGGGGCAGAACAAGUAA
Molecule: messenger RNA, 486 nt
Organism: Wickerhamiella sorbophila
Lineage: Eukaryota; Fungi; Ascomycota; Dipodascomycetes; Dipodascales; Trichomonascaceae
Exons: 1
Coding region: 1-486 (161 amino acids)
Source: RefSeq, a predicted model, not a curated record